Molecule: messenger RNA, 618 nt
Organism: Trypanosoma cruzi
Lineage: Eukaryota; Euglenozoa; Kinetoplastea; Trypanosomatida; Trypanosomatidae
Product: mucin TcMUCII, putative
Exons: 1
Coding region: 1-618 (205 amino acids)
Source: RefSeq, a predicted model, not a curated record
AUGAUGACGUGCCGUCUGCUGUGCGCCCUGUUGGUGCUUGCCCUGUGCUGCUGCUGCCCGUCCGUGUGCGUUUCAGAUAAAUCUGCCGCUUCUUCCAAAGUGACCACAACACCGACAUCAACUGAUCCUGGAGCUAAUGGAGGCGUCACCAGUCAAUCGAACUCUGCAACAGGUGUAGCACCACAGGAGACCGGUCAUUCAGAUCUUUCAACAACGGGGUCCGUUGCAAAUCCGGGAAAUGGUGGCGGAGAGGGACCAGGAUCUAACAGUACGGCAGUUCUGGAACCAAAAGAAAGUACCGAACCAAAUAAAUCACUGACAGAGGGUACGCAAGAGCAAGAAAGACAAAGUGGCACUAAUACAUCCGCAGAUAAAGCAGACCAGGAGGUCAAGGAUGCUGCCCAGACGACCACUACCACCACAACAAAGGCACCAAGCACGACCACCACCACUACAACACAGGCACCGAGUACUACGACUACAGAGGCGCCAACUACGACGACCACCCGCGCACCGUCACGUCUUCGCGAAAUCGACGGCAGCCUCAGCAGCUCUGCGUGGGUGUGUGCCCCGCUGCUGCUCGCCGCAUCCGCGCUGGCGUACACCGCUCUGGGCUGA